This is a messenger RNA of Phragmites australis (common reed), 1721 nucleotides long. RefSeq lists its product as uncharacterized. Bases 74 to 1240 code for a protein of 388 amino acids. The transcript is spliced from 13 exons. Gene Ontology annotation, biological process: double-strand break repair. NCBI's taxonomy places the organism in Eukaryota, Viridiplantae, Streptophyta, Magnoliopsida, Poales, Poaceae. Gene Ontology annotation, cellular component: BRISC complex; BRCA1-A complex. The record is from RefSeq and is a predicted model, not a curated record.
UCAGGAGUGACCUUUUUCUUCAUCUAACAGAGAGGCCUUCGGAAGCCAUCGCCACCACACCCGCCGCGGCGUGAUGUCUGUGUCCGUCACCGCCGCCGCGCCGGCCUCCACCUCCGGCGCCCCGCUCGCGCCUCUCAUCGCCGCGCAGCUCAACUACCUCCUCUCCCACUCCAAGCUCCCCUUCAGGGUGGGGCAGAUCUGGUCCGGCUGCCGCGACGGCCGCUACGCCGAUCGCUUCACGCUCGGGAUCCCCUUCUGCCUCGACUACGUCCACUGGGAUUUCGUGUACAAUGCACUGUACCCCAAGGUGGCGCCCGACGUGGUGUUCGGGCCGGAGGACGAGGGGUUCCAGCCGCUGGUCGAUUAUGUUGAGGCUGGAAAUGGUGAUAAGAGUUGCUUGGCGCGUUGGGAUUGCCGCGACCCCGGGGGACUCCUCGCCCUCGUAGAGGAGCUCCGGGAAUUGUACAUUGCAUACCAAAAGAAGCGGGUUGCCGAAGUGGAUGAUGCAAGACUAACGUUUGAAUUGAGCACAGUUCUCUCUAAGGAGGGAAUCGAAGUCUGCAUGGUACCACCCACUGAUAGGCCAGAUGAGGUGAAAUUUGCUGUCCCACUUCUGGACUUGGACUUUGCCAAACUGGUGCCAGGAUGUCCUUGGAGAUUACCUCAAAAGAUCCAUCUACAGGUCAUAUUUCCAAUCUGCAGAAGAGUAACUUCUGUUCCUUCUGCUCCACGACUCAAACUAAUCUCUACAGCAGAUUUAAAGUCACUUUUCUCAGUGGAGGAUGUGAAGCUCCCUCCAUGGUUAAAUGGGAUGUGCUUGGCAGAGUAUCUUCCUUCCUUAGAAGAAAAUCUUAAAAUGCAGAUUGUGGAAGCAUCAGCUUCAAUUGGUUCCAGAAGACGUUUUAUUGAGGCAUUGGCUCCUACUUUCGGGCGACCAUUAGAGGCUGAUCCGACUUUUUGCAGGAGAGCUACAGUUCUUUCUAUUUCAGGGAUUUUCACAUUUCUGGUUCACUUUGCCAUCCCCCUUCAAUUUCCAAAGCAACAACCUGUCCUCACAUUGCAGAGUUGUCAGCACUGUAAAGCCGAUGGGUUACCCAUUAUGUCACCUCCGAUGAAUGGCUAUCCCUGGAGUCCUAGAUGGGAUCCAACUGAAAUGGUGGAACGGAUCUACGACUUCGUGACCGACGAGUGCCAGAAUUUCAAGAAGGUCUGCAGUGAUGCUAUCACUCAGCAGAAGUAGUUGCUGAGGUGAUUUCUGAAGAAGUUAGUUUUCCUUCUCAGCAACAGGUGCCUCUGUGUCCACUUGUGCACUGCAAUCGUUGACUGACCACCGGUGCCCAUCUGCUGCUCUAUCAGGAACAUCUCUGCGCUUCUCUUUGGCAAGUAAGACAUGUACACGAAAGCAAAGCGAAGCAGAACAUCUCUGCGCUUCUCUUUGGCAAGUAAGACGUGUACACUAAAGCAAAGCGAAGCAGAACAUCUCUGCGCUUCUCUUUGGCAAGUAAGACGUGUACACUAAAGCAAAGCGAAGCAGCACUGUUGGUUGAUUCCAAUUUCCAGCCCUGUAGAUCUGUUUAUAGUCAUGGUGAUUGUUUGUGAUGAAUGCAAUCCAGUUUCUUCUUCACCUUGUAGAUGUGGAUGAUGGCUACUGUACAUACUAUGUAAGUAUGCAUCUGACAGUGUCAGUGGAAAGUUGGAAACAUUUUGCUUUUCCGUGCUUA